UGGCGCUCGAGCCGCGGUUGCCAGGUGACGCGGGUUUAAACUGCCCCUCCCCCCCCCCCGGGCUGACACACAGCGCAUGCGCCUGGAUGACUUCCUCGCCAACUCCGGCUCGGUGGCGCUCUUUAAUGUCAAGCAGAGCGGAGCGGUGGUGGUGGAGGGGGGAAAAAGAAAGGACUUGGCUCACUCCCCGGGGCUGCCGUGCCGUGUUGUGAUGUGAUGUGAGGUAAAUCCACUUGAAGAAAAGGAGAAAAAAACGAAAGAAAGAAAACCCGACAAGAAAACGCCAACGCGCGAUAAAAAAAAGCUCGCCUUUAACACGCGUAAACAUGGAGGAGGAAUUCGCUGCCAAUGACCGGGAAAACCGCUGGCCUCAGCUCUUCGCGGAAAUUCGAAAUGAAUCCCAAGAUUUCCCCUAUAGAGUGGCAAAAUCUCCAGAGAACCGGAAUUUAAAUCGUUAUAGAGAUGUCAGUCCUUUUGACCACAGUCGUGUUAAACUUCAGAAUCCAGACAAUGAUUAUAUCAAUGCAAGUCUAAUUGUAGAGGAAGAGGCCCAACGAAGCUACAUUUUAACUCAGGGUCCACUUCCCAACACUUGUGGACAUUUCUGGCUAAUGGUAUGGGAACAGAAAAGCAAAGCAGUCGUGAUGCUUAACCGUGUUGUUGAAAAGGGGUCGGUAAAAUGUGAACAAUAUUGGCCGAGCACAGAAACUGGUGAGAUGACGUUUGAAGAUACUGGGUUUCAGCUGAGGGUAUUGUCAGAAGAUGUUCAAUCGCACUACACUGUCCGACAGCUACAGCUGAAAAAACUCUCUACUAAUGAAACAAGAGAGAUUUUCCACUUCCACUAUACAACAUGGCCUGACUUUGGAGUACCAGACUCGCCUGCUUCAUUCCUUAGCUUUCUGUUCCUUGUAAGAGAGUCUGGCUCUUUGAAUUCUGAACAUGGACCAGCCGUGGUUCACUGCAGUGCGGGCAUUGGACGAUCUGGCACCUUCUCGCUGGUAGAUACCUGCCUUCUUUUGAUGGAAAAACGCAAGAACCCUUCAUCUGUGGACAUUAAAAAAGUACUUCUAGGAAUGAGGAAAGAUCGGAUGGGACUUAUUCAGACUGCAGAUCAGUUGAGAUUCUCUUAUAUUGCAGUUAUAGAGGGAGAAAAGCGCAUCAAGGGAGACUCUUCUGGGAAGAAAAGGUGGAAACCACUUUCUGAUCAGAAUCCAAAUCCUGUGAAUGUGCGUUCGCCUCCACCACCCCAGCCUCCAGAAAGCACAGUUGUACGGUACAACGGGAACAAGACUACUGGUUUGUCGACCAUGGAAGCAAACGAUUCAGAAACAAAAUCCCCCAUGGAACAAGCUUCUUACGUGAAACAAGAAAACGAGGACCACAAAUUUCAUAACCUUCGGAAACGCCUCCGCGAGGACAGGAGAGCAAACACAGCUCAGCAGGUGCAACGAAUGAAACAGAAGCAAAGUGAAACUGAGAUGAAACGAAAAAGGCUAAAGACUGUCUGACCGCUAACUUCACAGAACAGAUGCCACAUUCUGCACCUAUUUUUAUCAGCCGUGGAAUUCAGAAGAAAGAAACCCAUCCAGGACAGUGAAGUCUGCCAAUGGGUAGAUCUCACAUGUAACUGUUUACAACGUAAACUACUAAAUGCAGGAGACAAACAGCUGACCCACCCGACUUCUGCAGAUAAAAGUGGAUUUCAUGUAUUGUCACAUGUUUAAUGUUUUGUCUCUCUCACAAAAUUUUUUUUAAAAAAAGCUUUGUACUUUAAAAUUAAUUCUGUUGUAUUUUUAUACCUUAAGCUGCAUUAAAUGUUCAGAAUUAAAAAGCAUUAAAAUUUGUUCCACUUU
Molecule: messenger RNA, 1856 nt
Organism: Callorhinchus milii (elephant shark)
Lineage: Eukaryota; Metazoa; Chordata; Chondrichthyes; Chimaeriformes; Callorhinchidae
Gene: ptpn2b
Product: protein tyrosine phosphatase non-receptor type 2b
Exons: 10
Coding region: 327-1511 (394 amino acids)
Biological process (GO): protein dephosphorylation
Molecular function (GO): protein tyrosine phosphatase activity
Source: RefSeq, a predicted model, not a curated record